CCAAUCUCAUCCCAACCCACCACAGGAAGAAAAAGCAUCCAACCGAGGAUCCUCCCUCUCAAAAAUCUCCCACCACAGCAUCAACAUCCAUCCCUCUCCCACUGACUCCACUCUCCUCCACCGCGAAGAUGCCUCAGAACCUCCGCCUGUUCCACCCCGGCGUGAGUGGAAUGAAAAACAUGUUCGACAAGAAAGUGGAAGAGCAUAAGCAAGCACAACUGGACAAUCCCUUCAGCGAGUGGGAGGGAGCCGGAAGGACCAGGAGACUGUCCAAAGAAGACAUCGGCUAUGGCAGACCAUUACCAGGAAGUCAGUCGGAAAAACGGAGUCAGGCGGCCCAACAGCACAUCAUGAUGGAGAUCAGGUACCUCUGUGAUAUGAUCUGGGACUGUUCUGAAUGGCGCAGUCCUGAUGGCAAGGCUGCGAUCACCUUCGGAAAGCUUUUCAAACUGUACAUCGGGAUCUCUGACAAGGUGGUGGGGACGCUGCUGAGGGCACGCAAGCACGGCUUUUUGCACUUCGAAGGCGAAAUGCUGUACCAAAAAAUCUAA
Penaeus monodon (black tiger shrimp) is the source of this 551-nucleotide messenger RNA. RefSeq names its product actin-binding Rho-activating protein-like. The coding region runs from base 129 to 551 and encodes 140 amino acids. The transcript is spliced from 4 exons. Gene Ontology annotation, molecular function: actin binding. NCBI's taxonomy places the organism in Eukaryota, Metazoa, Arthropoda, Malacostraca, Decapoda, Penaeidae. The record is from RefSeq and is a predicted model, not a curated record. Gene Ontology annotation, biological process: positive regulation of Rho protein signal transduction.